Messenger RNA from Protopterus annectens (West African lungfish), 1155 nucleotides. RefSeq names its product C-type lectin domain family 1 member A-like. Lineage: Eukaryota; Metazoa; Chordata; Ceratodontiformes; Protopteridae. The coding region runs from base 48 to 827 and encodes 259 amino acids. The transcript has 6 exons. The record is from RefSeq and is a predicted model, not a curated record.
AGAGUCCAAGUCUCUCAUUAGUGAAACAUCAGUUGAAUUCAGCGAACAUGAGUGAAAAACUGGGAAAAGAAUCUAGGGAGUCAAAAUCAAUUUACAACAGGCAAAAGGCACUUCAGAAAACUGGCGCUCAUCUAAAGAAGUCUACAGACUGGAAAUACAUCAUGAUACCUUGUCUGGUUAUAUUUUUCUUGAAAGUGAUACAAUUUGUGGGAAUUUUAAUGCUGUUUUACUUUUCCCAGGAGUACACGCAUGAAGAAAUCAUAGAACAGCUUCCUCACAAGUAUACAGAAAACAGAAGUGUAGAAAGUAUGGAAUGUGAAUGCAAUAAAUCCAACACAAACUGGCUAACAGGGGUCCUGAGUGACCUUAACGAAAGGUCAUGCCUCAGAUCAAAAACAACUGGUACAGGAUUAAGAAUGCAUUGUUGUCCUGAAGGAUGGAAGUUACAUCAAGAAAGCUGCUACUAUUUUUCAUAUGAAAAUCUAGAAAGAGAUGCCAGCAAAAAAUACUGCAUUAUAAAGAAUGCAUCCCUAGCUGUGAUUCUUACUGAAAAAGAACUGAUAUUUAUAACAGAAGUCACUAGAAAGAGUUACUAUUUAUCUAAUCAAAAAAUAUAUUACUAUUAUCCAUACUGGAUUGGUAUAAAGCAGGAAGGAGACACGUGGAAGUGGGAAGAUGGCACACCAUGGAACACAAGCUUAUGUGCAAUUGAUACAUACCUCAUGGGAUCUUGUGCAGUGAUCACUAAUCAGAAAGUUUAUAGUCGACGUUGCAGUGACAAGUUGCAUUGGAUUUGUGAAAUGGCUGCUAUCAAAAUCGAGAGAUAACUGGCUUCAAAUAAUGAAAAAGUCACUGCAACUUGUUGUAGAGUGAUAAAAUAGAAAUGGGUCUUCAUGAUCAUAUGGUUAGUAGAAACAGUGUAAUUGUAGUAUAUGAUUUAAAAACAGCAAUUUGAAAUAUAUACACAAAUAUAAACAACAAUGUUGAUGUUAUGACUUCUGCAAGAACAUUUCUGGCUCUGCAUUUAUUUCAUUUAAGAUACAAAGAGGCAUAGUAGAAAAAAAUCCAAGUAUCACCAUUUAAUGGGGUAUACGGUACCUCAGAAGUUUAAAAUGGUCUCCCCAGGUAUCAGUAGCUUGUACUGUAUUUUUUGAA